UUAUUUGUUUUUAAUUAAAAAAAAAAAAAAAAACAGAUGGAUAGAAUUAUAAAUACUGUAAUAAAAAAAGAAAAAGUUAUAUUAAAUAAAAAAGACGACAAGGAAACUAAGUUUAUCUCUACUGUAUGUCAUUCUCUUUUUAGUGGUGAGAAGAUUUCUACUCAUGAUUUUUCCAAAAUUUUUGAUAUUGUUCAAUCUAGCAAAGUUGAACUUGAAGAAAGUGUUAUUAGGCGUGGCAUGGAAUCCUUAAAAAAGGAAAUAAAAGAAAAACCUGGCAAUGCAUAUUUAGUUAAAGUAUCCGAUAUUUGGAGUACAUUUUAUCAAAAUAUACUUCCUACUCUGCAGCUGUGGUUCAGUAACCCUAAGGGAGUACCAAUUAAAGAAAUAUUAGUGACAAGCUUUCGAGAUAAUGUUAUUUUAAAGUUAAAACUUGAAGAAUCCUUACAUUUAAAUGAGGCUACUUUACCACCGGGCAUUAAACAAAUGUUUCUUGUAACACUUCAGGUAGUUAAAGAUUACUCUGAGAAUUAUUUUAAGUUAGAGUCAUUAGCAGCUAAAGUAAUUAGUCCAUUUCUUGGUUCAAAAGGACUCUAUGUUGGCUCUGAAAUACAUGAGUAUAAUGAAAAAAAUAAACAUUUACAAUCUGCUAUUUCAAGUAACUCUACUGGAAGUAGUCCUGAAGUAACAGAAAGGGACAGUUCUGAUCUUGAGUUUGAAGAGCUCCUUAAUCAUCGGCGUCAAAUUUUACACAGAAAUGAAUCACAGCAAAGACUGUCUCGUGUUGAAGAAAAAGGCAUUUCUGAAUCACUUGCCAGUCUUUUGGCUGAAGGUUUUGAGAUUGGAUAAUGAUUUUUUUUUUUUAAUGUGGUUUUAUUUUUUAACAUUUAAAAUUCAAGUAAUUGAAUUAUGUAAUGCAACUAUACUUGUAAAUAAGAGAUAGUAAUAUAAUGUUUAAAUUUUUAUAA
Hydra vulgaris (swiftwater hydra) is the source of this 965-nucleotide messenger RNA. Its product is annotated as proline-rich protein 5. Lineage: Eukaryota; Metazoa; Cnidaria; Hydrozoa; Anthoathecata; Hydridae. Gene Ontology annotation, cellular component: TORC2 complex. The record is from RefSeq and is a predicted model, not a curated record. Gene Ontology annotation, biological process: TORC2 signaling.